Nezara viridula (southern green stink bug) is the source of this 820-nucleotide messenger RNA. Lineage: Eukaryota; Metazoa; Arthropoda; Insecta; Hemiptera; Pentatomidae. The record is from the annotation of a GenBank genome assembly.
CUUCCACCGUCAGAGCAGUGUACAUUAAGCAACAAUAUGAAACUAUAUUUUUCUAUUUUAUGUGUACUUCUCCUAGUGCUAUCUUAUUGUGAUGCAGCAUAUUUUGGGUCUGAUUGCGGAAAUAAUCGAACACAUAAUUUUUAUUUUGGAAGAAAAACACCUUCCUUAAGUCUUCUCUACUCAAAACAUGUCUACGCAGACAGCAAAAUUUUAAGGAAAAUAAGCGUUGAUGCAAUUUUUCCAACUAACGGAACAUUACCUCUAGGACAAAUCCACUACAUUGAAGCUCUGGAUCAAACUAGUGAAGGAACUGGAGGUUGUGUAUAUAUAAAAAAUGGAGGAGUCGGAAAUAGCUUUGUGACUCUCCACGUUAAAUCACAGAGGGGUUAUGGUCUUAAUUUCUAUUUGUUUGUUUAUGGCAUUUUAUAUCACUGAAAUAUAAUGUAAAUUACUGAUCAAUGUUAAUUUUUGUAUCUUAUUUCUUAUCUAUCAUUCCUUUACCUUAUAUUUUUUAUUUUGCAAUGCCAAAAGCCACCAAUAGUGAGUUAACUCAGAAGAACCCAUAAAUAUAAAAGAGUAACCAUAAUUUAAAAAUAAAGCAAAACUAUAAUAAAAAAUUUCUAGGGUAAAUUCCUGUCAAUCAAUGUUUUGACGUUGGCUUGAAAUAAUUCUCAGGUUAAAAAAGGAGUUCAAAAAAAUAAUAUCUUAUAAUUUUAAUAAAUAAUGUAUAAAGUCACUUUUGGUAAAUAAGGCCAUAUAUCAUUAAUUCGAGAUAAGUUAUUUUGAUAAAAACAAUAAAAUUUUUAUUUUUAAAUUAAAA